AUGGCUACUGAAGUUCUGAUUGUUGGUGGGGGACCGUCAGGCCUCAUCUUAGGUCUUUUUCUGGCUGACCACGGAAUCAAGUCGAUAGUGCUUGAGAAGGCGCAGGAUAUCGUCACGGAUCCUAGGGGCGUGGUUUUGACUGGUGAUGCACUGCGCAGUCUGUGGAAACUGGGCAUCGGGAAGCGCGUUGCCUCAAUUGGUCAUGAGCUUCGUGCCAUCCACUUUCACCAAACAAACAUCCAAAACCGGCCCUUCCUGACACUCAAUUUGGACGAAGAUAUGAUGCAGCAUGCGCUCCCUAGUACCAUCCUACAGAGCCAACCUCGCUUGGAAUACGUAUUGCGUGAGAUGGUCAUGUCUUCCGAGUACUGCACUCUUCAAUCUUCAUGCGAGGUUGUGGACCGGGACGAAGAUGCAGACGGAGUCUCAGUCCACUAUAAAAAUGCCGACGGGAAUGACUGUCAAAUACGAGCAUCAUGGCUAGUUGGCGCCGACGGGAAGACGGGGAUUGUCCGCAAGCAUUUUCUGGAGCCCACCGCAGGUGUAAAACAAGAGGCUGGCAUCUUCGAGUAUGACAGCACUUGGAUCGCGGCCAAUCUACGCAUCAACCCGCCAACUGAGGCAACACAUCCCAAUUUUGCGCUGUGGGAUCUUGGCUACGACUCUAAUGCGGUUUAUGACUUAUUUUGGCCUCAAGAGUGGCAUUUCUGUCGGCCACCGGGAAAGCCAACCGCCUGUGGUCGUUUCGGACCACAAGCUGACCACCUCUGGAGACAUGAAUUUGCCGUCCCGGAAUGGGAAGAAUCUAUGGACGCAGUCAAGAUGUUCUGGGAGCAGCUUAUUCCCAUGAUCACUCGGCCAAUUACAUUGCCUGAAGGGACGACAACGCCAAUUACCUUCCCGAUUGAUUGCAUCGAGAUUCUUCGCUGUCGCCCAUUCCGCUUCUCUCAUAGAGUCGUCAACAUGUGGUUUGCCGGACGUACCGCGCUGAUCGGAGAUGCAGCACAUGUUUUCCCACCAUUUGGAGGCCAAGGCGUGGCCGCUGGAGUUCAAGACGCCGAGGCUCUGGCCUGGAGGUUAGCCGUGAUUACCAAAAUAGAGCACUCGCGCCAGACUUCGUCCUCUUUCAGAGACAGCCUCCUCCUGUCCUGGUCAUUAGAGCGACGAGUUAGUAUCGACAACUCGGCUCGUCUAACACUCCAAAAUGGAGAAUGGUGCAACAAAGAAGCCACUUGGCUAGGAACUUUCCGGAUCGCAAUCUUCAAAUUGGCUCUGAACAUCCUAACGCCAUUUAAGGUAAAGCUGCCCCAUGACGUUGCAGAUGCUCGCGGCUACUCUAGCUGUCAAGGCGGGACAUUUUUAUCUGCUGCUGGGGGUGGCACAAAGCUGGGUCAAAUUUUCGUCCAGACCUACCUCCCCGGUAGUGAACAUGUCACUAUUGAGCUCUCUGAUAAGGCUCUUCGUCGCGUUCCCACUAUCAUGAGUUUACUGGUGAUCAAUUCCUCAAGUCAACUGGACGAUGCGGACCUGAGGAAAAUCUUUCGCAAGUACCAGAUUCACUCAGAUAUCUUAUCUGCUGAGUCAAUCGUUCACUUUAAUUUUGGCGAAUUCAAUACGCAGCGCCGCACAGAUGGAAAGGCUGUGUCCUUCCCUGCACCCAUGCAUCUGCUGAACGGAUACCCCGUUCGCGUCGGAUACGACGUUCAACAAUUCCGACAACGGUUGGACGACGCUCAGGCAAAAUCUCUGUCUGAUUUGGAGGACUGUCUCAAGAAACUUGAGGUCAACUUUGGUUGA
Molecule: messenger RNA, 1797 nt
Organism: Penicillium arizonense
Lineage: Eukaryota; Fungi; Ascomycota; Eurotiomycetes; Eurotiales; Aspergillaceae
Product: putative monooxygenase
Exons: 5
Coding region: 1-1797 (598 amino acids)
Molecular function (GO): FAD binding
Source: RefSeq, a predicted model, not a curated record